Molecule: messenger RNA, 2151 nt
Organism: Homalodisca vitripennis (glassy-winged sharpshooter)
Lineage: Eukaryota; Metazoa; Arthropoda; Insecta; Hemiptera; Cicadellidae
Product: DNA topoisomerase 2-binding protein 1-A-like
Exons: 15
Biological process (GO): mitotic DNA replication checkpoint signaling; mitotic G2 DNA damage checkpoint signaling; DNA replication initiation
Source: RefSeq, a predicted model, not a curated record
GGAUUUUGGCAUCUACCCAUUUGAUCUGCCCCAAGCCUGAGGGCCAGAAGUACAAUGCUGCCACCAAGUGGAAGUUGCCGGUAGUGACCAAGGACUGGCUUCUGACCUGUGCCCGUCAGGGGGUCAAGGUGUCUGAGACUCUCUACUGUGUGGGCGAUGUCAAAGAUACAUCGAUCUCAGAGCAAACGACAAGUCGCAGCGUGACAGUGACCCCACAGAGAACCACAACCAGCCUGCCUCCGCCCCCUGAGCCACUGCCUGUGACCCCUGGCCCUGCCCCGGGUCCCUCUCACCCCACCGUUAGCUCACUCAAGCGCAAAAGUACGACCCAGACACCCGAGGAGGACUACAGUCCUUUCCAUGUCUCUACUCCUGAUACUCCAUAUGGACAAGUUUUUGAGACUCCCACUGCAGAAGUAAAGAAGGGAUGGAAGAGGUUCAUAGACCAAUUUCCUGACAUGAAGCCAACUUCUCCUGUCCAAAAGAAAAACUCUAAAAGGCUCAGUACACCUCUAUCUGAAAUCAAAAGAAGAAUCUUUGCUGCUGCUUUGGAGACUUCGUCCGAAAACAUAAAACCUUCCAACUCCAAUGAGGACUUGGAAAAUGAGCAGAGUACUGAAGCUACCAACCAUUUAAAUGAAGAAACAGUGAGACAAGAUUUGUGGAAUACACAAACUCCAGCUUCAGGAAAGAAAAAAAAGUUGGAUGCAACACCUCAGUCCUCUUCAAAGCAAAACUGUGAGAACUUCCAACCGAGGAAAUUGUCGUAUGGCAGAGCCACCCCAACUGCUGGUGAUUUCAGGACUUCAAGUUGCACACCCUUAAGCGCUUCCAAGAUGCCACCGCCACAACCUCAGAACACAAGCUUGGUUAAAGAAUCGAAAAGUGACAACCAGUCUGAGCUAGAUGAAAAAUCCCAGAUGGUCAAGAAACCACUUCCCAACGAAAGAGUUUCCACGAUUUUGGGAAAGUUACACAAGAGGCUGAGUACUCCUGGCACUAAACCGGAGGAACAACCCUUGCCACAGCGGGAGCUGGUGCACCAGCCAAUAGUGCCAGACAAGCCAGUGACAGUAGGGCUAGUGACAGAUUCACAACCAGUGACAGACUGGGAAGACCCCGUGGAGUCUGCAGAGAGAGCCAAGAUACAGAAUAAGUCCUCAACUGCUGAUAGACCGAGGAGGUUUGCGCUGUCUAGUGUUGUUGAGAAAGAGAAGUAUGAGGAGAAGCUGAGACAGCUGGGAGAGACGGUGUUAACAUCAGAUCGUUAUGACGCUGAGACGACUCAUCUCAUAGUCGACGAGCCUUUGCGCAGUGAGAAGCUGUUGUGUAGUAUGGCAGCUGGCAAGUGGAUACUACACACCUCGUACAUAGAUCUCAUGGUCCAGCACAAGCAGUACAUGCCGGAGGAACUCAACUACGAGUGGGGUAAUCCUGACAAUGCCAAGGUUUUGCCGAGACUAGAGCCUGGCAGUCUGUCGGAGCAGCUCGCACAGGCGGCAGUGCGGUGGCGGCGACAACUCGCAGAGCGAGGUGGUGGGGCCUUCAGCGGUAUGAGGGCCAUACUCCUAGCGAGUGCUAGCAAGUUCGACAGUUACAAGCGGUUCAUAGAGGCUGGCAGUGGACAAACUAUAUCUGCCACGAAUGUGGCAGAGGCAACUCAUUGUUUUGUAGAAGAAAAGAGGAUAGCAACAAUGCCUGUUCCAUUGUCAAAGUUUAUUGCUUACAAAGUUCCCUGCCUUCCACCAGUGUUUCUAAGUGACUUACUCACAAAAUUUCCUCCCCCAAGCACAGAGGAUAGUCUAAUCGCAGAAUACAGGAGGCUCAGUAAAGGACAUUGAUGAUAAGCCUCAUGUCAUUUUGACAGCACAGUAACAGUUAUUGUGAUAAGUGUCAGUUUGUUGAAUUCAAUUUCUUGUAUAGCAUUGCCAAAAUUGUAUAAAAAACUAAUAUAAUUGCACUUUUAAAUUUAUUAUCAAAAGACACUAUUAGACCAGAAUUUAUAAUAUUUGAGUCAAAAUGGUACCAGUGUGGUGUCUGGAUAUAGAAAUGUAAAUGCUAAAGAAUUUUUAAAAACUUUCAUAAAUGUAUGUAGUUUUAUUACUGGGACCAAAUAAAAUGUCAUUCUACUUGACGUUUUUUAUAUAACAA